Messenger RNA from Schistosoma guineensis, 2616 nucleotides. The record is from the annotation of a GenBank genome assembly. Lineage: Eukaryota; Metazoa; Platyhelminthes; Trematoda; Strigeidida; Schistosomatidae.
CUUAUUUCCAUUUUUCUGGUUCCAGAGAUUGGUCAAUAUUAUAUACCGCGCUUGUCGGUCCUUGCGUAACGUCGUUCUUGCUAAAGAGAAGAUAGUUGCUUCCAUAAUGGCAAUUCCCGAUGAAGUAUUUGAUCUUGUUUCAAAAGUUUCGAAUGGAAAUGGAAAUAUGAAGGAUUAUGAACGCAUUUGUUUGAUUCUAUCUAAUCUGACAACUACAGAACUGAGUUCUGUUUUUCAAAAAUGUGAUAUUUUAAAAGCAUUGAUGUCGAUUGAUUUACAUGACAAACAGUCUGCCCAAAUUGCGAUUAAAUUAGCUUCCAUUGUAUUCUCCCUCAUACCUUUAUUUGACUUUGUUCAAUCUCACCAAGAAGAGCUGCUUUUAAUACUUGAAUCGACGAAACUCGAUUUGAUUGAGUUUAUUUUGAAAAGGCUAAGAGCUGGUGUAGUUGAACCUAGUUGUUCAGUAGACAAUCUACCGGAAUGCAUUUUAAAGUCAGUAACUAGAUUAGUUCUUCAUGAAAAACUUUCUUUAUCUAUGGAAGCCCAAAAUUUCCUGAUAACUUUGGCUACAAAAUGUCCUCUUGGUUUGAAAAGCGUUUUAGGGCCCAAUGUAGUCGGUGCAUUAAAUCCACUGUGUUCUAAAUCUGAGCAUUUAAUAAGAGUUUCUGAAUUUGCUGUACAUCUAGUUUCCAAACAACCUGAAGUGUUCAAAGACGUUGAAAAUUCUGGUUUGUUUCAACCUAUUUUGGAUGGUUUAAAUUCGAGAGAUCCUCUAGUCCGCUUGAACUGGUUAGAAUUAGGGAAAUUGUUGACUGUUUCAGAGACGGGUUAUCACUUUCUGAAUAGGCAAGGUGUGUUCUCUAGAUUAUUGGACGAUUUGUAUUCUUCUGCUUCGGAUCCAUUAGGUGAUUUACUACUUCCAGGAUACAUUGGAUUUUUUGGUAAUCUUGCUAAACGAGACCCUGACCAUUGGUUAGGGUCAAAAAGCGAUGGAAGGUUUAAGAAUGUAUUAUCAGAUGCGGUCGAUAAUAAUGCUAUCAGUAUUUCUAUGGUGGCAUUUGAAUCUAUUAGCUGUAUAGCGACUACACCAACAGGUCGGAUUACCUUAGAUAAGUUAUUUGCUAAAGGUGGCUCAUUUGAUAGUGUUUUGAACAAGCUUUUUGUAUUUAUUUCCAAUUCACCAACUGAGAUAUGCACUAGAGCUGUCGAAUGCUAUAGUUUUCUUCUACGUCGACCUGAUGGGAUAGAUUCAGAAGGCUUAUUUGCCGAUGCCGUACUUUCUCUUAACUGGGCAAUAAUUUCUUGUCAAAAAAGCAUUGAUACAACAAAUCCCAAUUCAGUUGAAGAUAAAGAAUUAUUAAUUGCUCCACUACUGAAACGCCUUUAUUCUCUUGCAACUCAACCAUUUUUUGAGGUGCGUGUAGCAGUAUUCAAAGCUAUCGAUGCGAUUGUAACGCAGAUUCAUUAAAUAUGCUUUAACAAAAAAUCAGAAAAGAAUGAUGGAUAUCAUAUACUUCGGGAUUCAGAAUAAGGCAAAAAAAAGAACUGCGAAAAAUGAAACAGCAUUGAUGUCCUCUGCUUGGUUACGACAGAAUACGAUAUACAACUAACGGCACUCACUUGAACGUGUAGAACACCACCGUCGCAAAUCAGAAGAUGGAUGAAGUAGGGGAAGUGAUUAUUGGGUAAGAAUCAAAAAUGUGCAAACAAAAAUGAGUAUUUAUAGCUAUUAGUAUGGACUGUGACAUUAUAAUUCAGCCAAUCUAGAAGUAGGUGUGUUGUCCAAUUAUAGCAUGCCACGUUGGUGUUCUACGAGACUAUCAGGUUCCGAUUGAAUGGAAUCUCUUCGGCUUCUUUAGAGUCUCUGGAGGCUUCGUCGUGCUUCUUGAAGCCAUCCCGACAGUUGGUACAGUCAAUUUUUGGGAUACAAAUAAGAUAAAUAAACGCCGAUACAAUCAAAGUGGCUUGCUAGCUAAACGGCAGUAUUACCAGUGAUCUUUGUAAAUCAGGAGUCUUAGGCAAGUGUUUUUUUAAAAUAAGUUACAAUCUACAAAUUACAUAAAAUUGAUGGAGAUUACUGGUUACAUUGAGAAAAUGGAUGAAGUUUUAAUGAAGACAAUCUCUGGCCUAGUACUUGUCAGUCAAUAUUUAGAAUUUCUUUAAUUAUAAAAUCGCAAGUGACCAAUUUAUAUUAAAUCAUAAUAGUAUGUGCGAAAUUAUUCAACUCACCCAGAUUUACGAUUGUUCUCUUUCAACAAGUUUAAAAAGCGUCGUGCUGCAGAUCUGAUAGGUUUUUGUGUUGAUGGAAAUUUCUCUAGAAGUUUAACAAUAUGAUCUUGAAGAAACUAGAUAACAAAAACCAAACAAAUGGAUUUUUUCAAUAUACAACUUCCCUGUUUUCACUUUAUCAAAUGUAUAAUCAUGACUAAUAACUAAAGGAGUCGCUCAAGAGAAUUAUAUCGUUUAAUUUUUUAUCCUUAAACCACCGUGCUCAGAGAACGCAAUUUCAACAAAAUCUAUAGCAGUUAUAGGCGGAUGAGAUCGAACUAUAUCAAAACAACUUUUGAGAAAAGAAACAAAGUCAAAUAUCGAGAGAUAAGGAAAAUAAGAUAUCGC